UAGUAGGUAGAGCAAAAAUAAACAUUUAACAAUUUCUGAUUUGUUUUGUGCUGCUUUUUGUUUCAGGACUCGUACUUCACAAGGGUGUGUAUGUGUUUAGUUUUAAUUAUGAGUUUACUGGGAAUCUGCAAAGAAAUAUUUCAGCUCAUUCAGCAGAAAUUGAAAUAUUUGUUGGAUUACUCCAAUCUACUGGACUGGACAAUUUAUACUACAAGCAUAAUUUUUGUGUCUUCUUUAUUUAUUAAUACACCAGCUCAUUUGCAGUGGGAAUGUGGAGCAAUUGCUGUAUACUUGUCUUGGAUGAACUUCUUGCUUUACCUUCAACGGUUUGAAAAUUAUGGCAUUUAUGUUGUGAUGUUCUGGGAAAUUCUGAGGACUUUGAUUAGGAUUGCUGUUGUUUUCUUUUUCCUGAUAUUGGCCUUUGGACUGAGUUUCUUUGUCCUUUUGGGUUCACAGCAAACAUACAGCACGCCAUUGCUUUCUGUAAUGAAAACAUUUGCAAUGAUGCUAGGAGACAUAAAUUAUCAUGAUGCAUUUCUUGAUCCAUUACUGAGCAGUGAAUUGCCGUAUCCAUUCCUGAGCUACACAGUUCUCAUUAUAUUUACCUUGCUUAUUCCAAUCCUUCUUAUGAACUUGCUAAUUGGUUUGGCUGUUGGGGACAUAGCUGAAGUGCAAAAAUAUGCUGCACUCAAAAGGAUUGCAAUGCAGGUUAAUCUUCACACAAACUUAGAGAAGAAGCUGCCAUUUUGGUUCCUAAGUCGGGUGGACCAGGAAUCAAUCACUGUGUAUCCUAACAGACCAAGAUACUGUGGAUUUAUGAGUGUGUUCCAGUAUUGCUUUGGGUGUGAGGACUCUACCACAGAUGCACAGAGCACUGAUACAACCUUAGAACUGGAAGUUCUGAAGCAGAAAUACAGGCUCAAAGAUCUAUCAACCCUGUUGGAAAAGCAACACGACCUCAUUAAACUGAUUAUACAAAAAAUGGAGAUAGUAUCAGAGGCUGAGGAUGAAGACAGCAAUGAUUUAUUUCAGCACAAGUUUAGGAAAAGGCAGUUAGAACAUAAGAAUAGUAAAUGGGAUACAGUGUUAAAAGCUGUUAAAACAAAUGUGCCUAACCCAAGCACAGAAAAGAACAACAGCUUCUUCUAGACAUUUCUGUGAUAGUAUGGUGUAUUAAUAUUUUGCUUUUCUUUGGGGUCAGUUAUCUUAAUGUCUGUGCAUAAUGUCAAUGUGACACAUUAUUUAUUCAAGUAUAAAAAUAAAUUCAGAUCCAAACAAGGAUGUAGGUGCUCAAAACAGUAUUUAAGGAGACUAAAGAUGUCUACAUCCAAAACUGUGAUCCUGAAAGUAGCUGACUAAUCAGGAAAGUGCCUAACUCACCAGAUGCCAGCCUUGCUGUCCUGACAGUUCCUAAGGCUUCUUUCUAGGUCUAUUCCUGAAUUUGGCCCUAAUGCUGUUAGUUAUAUACUUAACUACAAUGCUUUCUGUUACAACUAUUUUUAGAAUUUCAGAAUUUUUAGAAGUUCAAAUUCCAAUUCAUCUAGUGUUCAGAUGUUUUGAGAGAGCCAAUGGGCUUUAUGUAGACUAACAAAAAGUAAGAAACUAACCUGGUAGAUUCUUUGGAAGCUUUGCUGAGUAAGGACUGCAGGAUCAGGCCUGAAAGGUAAGAAAUAAAAAAGAUUACAAAAAUGUAAUCUAAGGCGAGGACCAUUUUCUUUUGUGGAUAACUAUAUGCAACUCUCAGAGGAAUCACUUGGACUAGUAUGCCUAUAGCAAUGAUAGAAUGACAUGCUAAAUACUAUUAAUUUACAACUUAAUGUCCUUAUACUGCUAGUGUGAUUUUGGCCUUCCUGAUAUCCUGAAAACUGACCUAGCUGCUUUUAUCUGCACACUGGUUUUGUUAUUUACUAGAUAUUCAAUGAAUUAUGUAAUAUACGGUAAUAUACCAGAUGUGGAAAUAAACAUGAAUUAAACUGUGUUUAAGUACCUGAGUAUAUUUGUUGCAAAAAUAGUGCUAAUAAACUAAUUGUGCCUAUA
Messenger RNA from Anas platyrhynchos (mallard), 2037 nucleotides. The record is from RefSeq and is a predicted model, not a curated record. Lineage: Eukaryota; Metazoa; Chordata; Aves; Anseriformes; Anatidae.